Messenger RNA from Dichomitus squalens LYAD-421 SS1, 1593 nucleotides. Its product is annotated as phosphatases II. Lineage: Eukaryota; Fungi; Basidiomycota; Agaricomycetes; Polyporales; Polyporaceae. Bases 1 to 1593 code for a protein of 530 amino acids. Gene Ontology annotation, biological process: dephosphorylation. Gene Ontology annotation, cellular component: nucleus. The transcript has 7 exons. The record is from RefSeq and is a predicted model, not a curated record. Gene Ontology annotation, molecular function: phosphatase activity.
AUGUACAACUGUCCAUAUUUUAAGCUCGGCCCGCUGGCCUCCCAACACCACGCAAGCGAAUAUAACCGCCUCAAAUUUGGGCCGAACGGUUCUCCUCUGGCAUACAUCCCUUAUUCGGUACAGAUGCCGGACCACUACAAAGAGAUGCAAGCACACCAGACACGAUGCGCGGAACAAAAAGCAUGGUGGCCUCACGAAACACAUCGGAAGUUGUCUGUCAAACGUGCCUCCGCCCACCUGUCACCGUGCGGAACCGAUAGCGUCGCCUCGGUAAACAUAUCCGAACACACGACUACAAUAGACCUUCGAGAGCAAUUGUCCGCGGCAAUUUCAACGUCUAUGAUUCGGCCACUGACGCAUGAAGAUCGACACGCUACCGUACCCAUGCCACAGCCCCAUUGGCAGACAUCUGAGACCCAUCCCAUAGUUAUAUCCACUAUUAUACCUUCUGAUCUAGUAUUGACUAUUUCCUCUCAACUACGCUGUCCUGCAGAGCCAUAUCCUGUUGUGUUCGAAGUCCCAUCCUCUCACCAGCUCAACCGCAUGAUACCCACACCUUUCCCGGCUGUUGUGAAACCUGACCCACCCACAUCGCCUCAGAUUUCGCCUCCGCCGACAGCUACUCCGUUGAUCACUCCCCCCUCCACACCAAUAUCGCCUUCCCAGUCGAUUGCAAAGUCAAUAAAACUCUCUAGUCUCUUCUGGGUUCAUCCAACCGUGAGACGCGCGUUCAUAGGGGCCGAGGAACUUCACGCUUUACCCAAGAAACGCUCUAGACCGGCCUCUCUCAUCCCUUCUGCUCUAAAGGCCGUGUUCCCCCCUCUUAAGCAGGCGUCUCCCGCCUCCAACAUGGACAUCCCUCCCGCUCUUCCAAUCCCCUCCAACAUCAAUAUGAGAUUACUCGGAAACUUGUACAUGUCGUCAUGUCCUGGGAAGAAAGUGAGGCUGGAUGGUCCUGUCAGAGGACGCAACACGGUAUGCAGGGAUCUUCGAUCAGACCUCUCUCGCAUCAAGAACGUAGGCGCCGCAUGUAUUGUCUGCUGCCUUGACGACGCUGAGCUGCAGACACUUGGUGUCGCAUGGUCGGACUACGCUCGAACAGCCGACGAGUUGGGCAUCGACGUUCUACGAAUACCAAUACCAGAAGGCCUGGCUCCUAUGGCACCCUCGGACUUGGAUUCGCAUCUCUCGAAGCUCAUCGAGUCGUACACUAUCCGUGGGAGAGCGAUCCUCGUACACUGUCGAGGAGGAGUGGGCCGCGCAGGCGUUGUAGCGUGCUGCUGGAUGCUGAAGCUCGGGCUCUGCGGUUGGACCGUUCCUCCGCACGCAGUAGGCGACACAUUGCAUGCGGCUCCCGUGUCUAGCGGGGACGUCUCCGGCCAGGAACGAGGCGAGAGAGUUAGUCGGGAGACGAUGCGUCUGGUGGAGCGACUGAUCUCUGUCGUGCGAAGGCGUAGGAGCCUCAAGGCGAUUGAGACCUACGAGCAGGUCAAGUUCCUCGUUGACUACGUAGAGUUCUUGCGAGAACAAGCGUCGUCGGGAUCCUUCAUUCGCGCCAAUUUGCUCGCCGACUGGGAUGCUCAAGUGGAGUAA